Molecule: messenger RNA, 1216 nt
Organism: Zonotrichia leucophrys gambelii
Lineage: Eukaryota; Metazoa; Chordata; Aves; Passeriformes; Passerellidae
Gene: DIO1
Product: iodothyronine deiodinase 1
Exons: 4
Biological process (GO): thyroid hormone metabolic process
Molecular function (GO): thyroxine 5'-deiodinase activity
Source: RefSeq, a predicted model, not a curated record
CUACCUUUGCCCCUGCCUCGCAUUGUGCUCAGCAGACCUCUCCACCACCAUGUCGGGCAUCAGGGUACUGCUGCAGAAAAUCCUGAUCCUUCUGCAGGUUACUCUGUCUGUUGUGGUGGGCAAAACACUGAUGAUACUGUUCCCCAAUGCCAUGAAAAGAUACAUCCUGAAGAUGGGCGAAAAGAGCAGAAUGAACAGGAAUCCGAAGUUCACCUAUGAAAACUGGGGCCCCACUUUUUUCAGCUUCAAGUAUUUGCAGUUUGUGCUGAAGGUGAAGUGGAAGAGGCUGGAGGAUGAAGCCUACGAGGGACACCCUGCUCCCAACACGCCCGUGGUGACCCUCGGAGGGGAAGUUUGUCACCUCCUGGAUUUCAUGAAAGAUAACCGACCUUUAAUCCUGAACUUUGGAAGCUGCACCUGACCUUCAUUUAUGCUGAAAUUUGAUGAGUUCAACCAGCUUAUCAAAGAUUUCAGCUCAAUAGCAGAUUUCCUUAUCAUCUACAUUGAGGAAGCUCAUGCAGUAGAUGGAUGGGCUUUUAAAAACAAUGUCAUUAUUAAAAAUCACAGAAGCCUUGAAGAUCGAAAAAUUGCAGCACAACUUCUUCAGAAAAAUCACCCUCUGUGUCCAGUGGUUUUGGACACUAUGGAGAACCUGAGCAGCUCAAAAUACGCUGCGCUGCCAGAGCGACUCUACAUGCUGCAGGGAGGGAAGGUCAUCUACAAGGGAGGAGUGGGGCCUUGGAAUUACCACCCCCAGGAAAUACGUGCCAUCCUGGAAAAACUGAAAUAGAAAAGGAAGAGGACUUCGAAGCAAAAACUAUUUGGAUAAAGAAGUUCAAGAAUAGUAACUUACUACUCUUAUCCCACAUGCAGUAAUGUGGGAGCUGGGUCCAUUGAGCUCUGGAUACCAACAUUCACACUUGUAAGGAAUUUCCUGCAGGAUGAACUUCAGGGUGGUGACAUUUGCAAGAGUCCACUAGCAUGCAAAGCAACUGAUUUCACAUUAAUAUACACAUUGCACUUAUGUAUAUAAAAUGUUCCCUUUCAGUGACUUCAGGAGGCUUCUGAGCAAGACAAUCUCAAUCAACAUCUGUUUCCAUGAAUAUUUGUUAUGAUGGUCCCAGCUUAAAGCACUGGCGGCUGUGACCUGAUUCUAGAAAAUAUUUAUAGAAACAAGGGGUUGAUCUACAAUUAUUAAAAGUUUAUCAAAACACUU